Messenger RNA from Harmonia axyridis, 1711 nucleotides. Its product is annotated as cilia- and flagella-associated protein 45-like. NCBI's taxonomy places the organism in Eukaryota, Metazoa, Arthropoda, Insecta, Coleoptera, Coccinellidae. The coding region runs from base 98 to 1660 and encodes 520 amino acids. The transcript has 10 exons. The record is from RefSeq and is a predicted model, not a curated record.
AUUAUUUUAUUUGAUCGAAUUAAUUUUACAUCAAAACGAUUGAUCGUUAUUUUACCUAUUAAUGAACAGAGGAAGAAUUUUUUAACAUAAACAAGAUAUGAAUACUUGCGGAAAAUGCCCUUCAAAUCAGAAUAAAAAACCUAAAAUGAAAAAUCCUGCUGAACAUGACCCUAAAGAAUGCGGUCACAGGUUGAAGGGCAGAUUGAUUCACCAGAAAAAGAAGAAUCCAAAGGAAUCGAAGAAAUUGGUAAUAGUUUAUGACAACGAUCAAGUGAGGGAUCUGGUUGUACCUGAAAGGAAUCCAACAGAUUUGGCAGGAAUAUGGCCAAAAAGUGAAUUCAAUAGACUGCAGAAACAGUCUCGAGUGAUGACCAUAGAAGAAAAGAAGGCUAUGAUAGAAGAGAUGGAAAGAAAGAAGAGAGAAGAGAUGAGAGCCUCCGAAAUGAGAAAGGAGGAUUUGGCGAAGGCUCAAGUUCAUCAAGAUCCACAUGUAGGAAGCAAACUAGACAAUGUCGAGCUAGACGCUCAAAAGAAAAGCGAGUACCUUCUGGAAAGAUCGCACGAGCUCCUCAACGAACAAGACGAUAGAGUCAAGGUUGCCAACUGCAUUAUACUCGCCACCAAGUGUAGAGCCAUCAGAAACGCUCAGAUUAUGGAGAAAGAGUUGAUCAAGAAGCAGCUGCAACAAGAAGAACGGAGGUUGGACGACAUGAUGGAGCAGGCUAGGCAGAGGGCGCUCAGAGAAGACGAGAAGAAGGCGGAGCUAGAAGAACACAAGAACAAGAGGUAUGGCAGAGAGAUCAAGCAGCAGAUCAAAGACAACGAGGUCGAGAAACUCCUGGAAGCUGAAAAGAUCGAGGAGGAAAGCAGACUGCUGAACAGGGCUUUGAUAGCUAUGAGGAAGGAGGAGGAAGAGAAGGUUAAGGAGCACAAGGAGCACCAGAAGAGGGUCAGGGAGGAACUGCACCAAGCCAACCUGGACCUGGAAAGGUACAAACUGGUCCAGAAGGAGGAACAGAGGAUAGCCGACUUGAGGAUCCAAGAGUUCAUGCGCCAAAAGGCGGCCAGGGAGGAGGCCAGAGAGGCCGAACUGGCCAUGAUCAAGGCCGCCAAGGAGAAGGAGAUCGCCAGGUUAAGGGCCCAACAACAGAGGGCCCAAGACAAGCAGGCUCUGAUGGACGAGAUGCAAGCGAUCCGGAUACAAGAGGAGGUGGAGAGAGCAUGGAGAGAGAAAGAGAAACAGGCAGCUAUAAAGAAGGCAGAAGAUAUCCAGGCGUUGCACGAGGCUAGGUCGAGGCAGAUAUCGGACAUCAGAACUGCACAGGCCAUCGCCAUAGCUCGAGAUGAGGAUGCGUUCCACAAGGUGGCAAAGGUCCAACAAGAACUCUUUGAGAAAGACCAAACGAAGAGAGCUCAACGUAAAGAUAUGAAUUUCAAACACAGAAAAGACAUUUUGAAACAAAUAAACGACAAAGAAAGAGAGAGAAUAAAUCAUUUGAAAGAGAAGUUCGAAGAUGGCAGGGCUUUCAGGCUGAAUCAAGAGUUACACGAUAACCAAAUUUCCGAGUACAUCAAGACCAAGGUCUCUAGACUGAGAACGGAAGCACUUCCCGAUCGUUACAUAACAGAUAUAGAGAGACAACUAAAAUUACGAGAAUGACAGGAAUAUUUGUAUUUUUUUCAUAUUAUUAAUAAAAUUGAUUAUUUAAAA